AUGGUAGACAAAAUAUCGACUUCUGUUGGGAAAGAAAAAUUGCACCAAGAGCGCAAAAAGAGUAUAGACUCUGCUUUGUAUGGUAGUUCUAUAUACAAGCCGACUAAUUUAGGGUUUGGCGUGCGUUUUUCACAAAGCCAGGAAGACAUUUAUCAUGAUAUGCCUUCUUCUAGAUUACGUAGUCAUAUAUCUCUACCAAAUUUAGGUAAAACAGAUCAUAAAAUUCCAUCAUCGCAACCAAAAAUUGUUGAAAUUGAUAAUGACAAAGAUGAAGACGAAAAGAAAGGUUUAAAUCAAAUAUCUACUGAAAAUAUUAAUGAUUGGAUAAUAGCAUCUCUAAACAAGCGGCCAUAUUUUGACGACAGUGGACAUGUUCAUCCAAUGGACUUUCUAGAAAAUGUCAAGUACUAUAUUACAGAAUUAAAUAUAGCUGCCGAAAAACAACUUCCUUUCAUUAUUUCGUGUUUAGAAGGACUUCCGCUUAUGUGGGUUCGGUGUUUUAGAAAUGAAUUUAAAGAUAUGGAAGAGUUUUAUGACGCUUUUGAAAAAGAAUUUUGGAGUUCAGACAAGCAAAAGUCUAUCCUGUAUGAUAUGAAACUGGGGAAAUAUGAUGAAAAUAAAUCGCGCAUGUCCAUGUCAGAAUAUUUUUUAUAUAAAGUCUCUAAUUAUAAACACCUUAAUCCUCCACCUUCGGAUUUGGAAAUCGUGUAUUCUUUAGCAGCACAUUUUCCUUCUGCUGUUGAACUAGAACUACGUCUGACACCGAAACCUACAUUACGAGAGGCAUAUAGCUUACUUCGACGAAGAGAAGGCGAAGCGAAUGACUUUCUGCCUAAUUACUUGUAUGAAAUGUGCGAAGCUUUCCAACGUGGAUCUCGAUUAGACUCACAACCAGUGCGGCGUACCAAUGAUCAA
Messenger RNA from Brenthis ino (lesser marbled fritillary), 915 nucleotides. NCBI's taxonomy places the organism in Eukaryota, Metazoa, Arthropoda, Insecta, Lepidoptera, Nymphalidae. The record is from the annotation of a GenBank genome assembly.